Daphnia magna is the source of this 1513-nucleotide messenger RNA. Its product is annotated as proton-coupled amino acid transporter-like protein CG1139. Gene Ontology annotation, biological process: amino acid transmembrane transport. The transcript is spliced from 3 exons. The coding region runs from base 79 to 924 and encodes 281 amino acids. NCBI's taxonomy places the organism in Eukaryota, Metazoa, Arthropoda, Branchiopoda, Diplostraca, Daphniidae. The record is from RefSeq and is a predicted model, not a curated record. Gene Ontology annotation, cellular component: vacuolar membrane. Gene Ontology annotation, molecular function: amino acid transmembrane transporter activity.
GUGACUUAUUUAUUUCUUUAGUUGGUAAGCUAUUUCUACCCAGAGCUAGAGUGGACAGUAAGGUAUUGGACCGCUGUAAUGAGCAUUCCCGCUCUUGCGAUGGCUUGCAUCAGAAACCACGAGCAUUUACACACUUUGUCGUACCUGGCGAGCAGCAUCAAAGCCAUCAGCUUGGUUGUUCUCUUUGUUUACAUCUUCAAGGAUGACUUGCCGCAUAUCAGCGAACGGCCGGCAUUUUCUGUAGCUGCUCACUUGCUACUUUACUAUGGAACAGUGAUUUUCGCUUUUGAAGGCGUUACUCAAGUUCUGCCCCUACAUGACAAUAUGCGAACAACGAGACAUUUUCGGAAAUGGAACGGUGUCCUCAAUACGGGGAUGGUUCUUAUCGGUUGCCUUUACUUCACCCUUGGCUUCUAUGGCUACCUAAAGUACGGAGAAGCCACUUAUCCCAGCAUUACCAUGAAUUUGCCCAAAGAUGAAAUCGCAUGUCAAGUUGUCAAAAUUGGUUUGAUCGUUGCGCUCUUGAUUAAUUACGGUAACCAACUGCAUGCCGCCUACGAGAUUACUGAACCAACUAUCGACAGGCACUGCAAGAAAAAGGGAAUCAGGUUGUUUACAAAGAUUGGAAUCCGAGCUUUGAUUUUCAUCACUAGCGUGCUGGUGGCUUUGAUCACAGAAAACUUAGAAUUGCUGAUGUCACUAACUGGAGCUCUUACAUGCACUUUUCUGUGCCUUCUCUUCCCACCAACUUUGGAUAUCAUCACCUUCUGGAACUACAUGGGGUGGUUCAGAUUGGCCAAAAAUAUUUUCAUCAUUCUGUUGUCUUUUGCAGCCUUUGCCUCGGGAACAUUUGCAGCAGUUAUGGCAUUUGAAAAUUACUUUGUUCAAGAGGACUUUUUAUACGGUGACAGGGCCACAACAUGAGCCACCAAUUUUUAGGACCAUCAAGUUGUCAAAGCUUUCAUUGCUCAAUCAAACCUAAUCUAACAGAUGGGAAUGAAACCAUCCUUUUCUAUCUCAGAAAUCCUGAUUAGAGAAAAUUGGCAUAUACUAGAGAUUUUUUACGUAUAGCAUCUGUACUGUACGUAAUCUACCUCUUGAUCAACAGAUACAUUGCCCUAAAGUACCUUCUUUGGCUCACUAGUUUUCAGUAAGAUAGUAUUUAUACAUUAAUAAAGUGAAUAUUUGGCGAUUGUCUUACCUGACGACGAAUUCAGCUUCUAAUGUCCUUCGACAACUGUUUAACGCCCUCUGACUAGAACACUGUACUCCCAAAGUGACCCGAUUCAUAUAUUUGUAUUAUUUGACUGAAUCUGACCUUCAUCUGACUUUCGUAUUUCGUCUGCCUAGUAGCAGACGAAUUUCCAGAUUUAAAAAUCAAAAUAACACUUUUACGCCAUCUAACGAUAGAAUUUCGCUGAAUGACGAUGAAAUGUAUUUGAAACCCACAUUGUACACGGACAUUUCUAGCAUUAAAUUAUAUUAUAUUAAUUAAUAAAGCAUAUAGAACAUG